This is a messenger RNA of Papilio xuthus (Asian swallowtail), 2345 nucleotides long. Its product is annotated as influenza virus NS1A-binding protein homolog. Lineage: Eukaryota; Metazoa; Arthropoda; Insecta; Lepidoptera; Papilionidae. The record is from RefSeq and is a predicted model, not a curated record. Gene Ontology annotation, molecular function: protein binding. The coding region runs from base 114 to 1370 and encodes 418 amino acids. Gene Ontology annotation, biological process: regulation of transcription by RNA polymerase II. The transcript is spliced from 5 exons. Gene Ontology annotation, cellular component: nucleus.
CAACACUGUAGGACGCGCCGCUUGUAGCUGUCACAUUUGCUUUCAUCAUAAAUCUCAUUUGGGGAAAAACAAAAAUUUUACUGGGUUAUAAUGCACUUCAAAAAAGUAUAGAAAUGGACCAGCAAUUUUCAUUGUCUUGGAACAAUUUUCACGGAAACUUGAGCAAAGGUUUCGCCGGUUUGCUCGGGAAAGGCGAAUUUGUCGAUGUUACGCUAGCUGUAGAAGGGCAUUUACUUCAAGCGCACAAAGUUAUUCUAUCAAUAUGUUCCCCGUACUUCAAGAAAAUGUUUCAAAUGAAUCCCUGUCAACAUCCUAUAGUGGUAUUGAGAGAUGUGACUCUCAAAGCUAUGAAAGAUCUCUUACAAUUUAUGUAUCAUGGAGAAGUCAGUGUUAAAAGAGAAGAUCUCACUAGUUUUAUAGGAACAGCUGAAGUUUUACAAAUCAAAGGAUUAACUAAUAAAGAGACUGAUGAUGAGGAAGAAAUUAAAGAUCUAUCUAAACAAAAUUUAGUGCACCAGAACAGUAGCCCUGAUCCUGAGUCAUGUACAUCUGAGAACUAUGAUAACAGUCCUAAUGAAUUACCAGAGAGUAAUGAACAUGAGAUAGUGAAACAAAGACAAUUUAUAGAAAAACUUCAAAGGUUGAGUCACUUAAAGAGAAAAUCAGAAGAAUUUCUGCAAAGCGCAUACUAUUCUGAUAUCUUAAACACGGAAAAACGAGCUAAAAUCAAUGACAAAAUGGCCUACAAUAAAGUUAAUAAUUUACUACACAACAGCAAUUAUGAUAAUUUUAAAAAUGUUUAUGACGAAACCCCUAUCGAUAUAACUUCUACAUUGAAUACAUUGGUGCACAAAGACAAUAUAGAUAAAGGCGAAGACAAAGAACAAUCUCCAAAUCAAAUAGAAUUAAAAACGGAAUGUGAUGAAAUAGAUAUAGUUGUGACAGAUCCUGCAGUUUGUACAACUCCAAAAAGUUACGAAGGAUCUAGAGAUGGCAAAAAUAAUACUACAGUUGCAUUGGACUAUCAGUCACCUCAGGACAAUACCACAAGUUUGAACUCAUUAUUUUUGGACUUUAAAAGCUUUGUCAAUGGUAAGGUGACUAACGCAAUGUUAAGAAUUAAUGCUAACGAAGAAUUCCCAAGACCGAUGCUUGAACAUCGUUUGACAACAAUACCACAGAAAGAAGAUGGCAAGAAGAAAUAUCCGCAACGCUCCUGCAGACUGUGCUGGAAGUUAGGAAAAAGACGGGAUACUCGAUUUAUGUGUAGUGCAUGUGAACUACCAUUUUGCAAGUCACCAUGCUUUGAAGUACACUUCAACGGUGUUUUUAAAGUAUCUCAAUUACAAGGAGACUAUUUUGCUACAUAAAAAUUACACAUCACAAACCCAAAAAGGGUAUUUUUUAUAGAUAUAAGAUUACAAUAAGAAGUGAUAUUUGGUUAGAGCAACAGAAAAAAAUGUGAAUCAAAGAUUCAAAGGAUAUUGGGACCAAAAUUUAAAUUCCUAUAAAAUAUCCUAUAAAUAUGUAAAAAAAAAACGAAAUUAUUUAUCAAUUUAUAAAUACAGCUAUAUUAUAUUUCUAUAAAAUACUUAGUAUUCAUAUAAGAAAGAUGCAUUUGAAGCAAUAUUUUAAAAUUAUGCAAAUAAUAUUUUGAUACUGUGAUAGUGUACAUUUGGAUUAAAUACCAAUUACACUGUAGUAACUGCUUUUAAUGAACCAAUAUAUUUUCUCAAAUCUUGUGACAACACAAAAUAUUGUGCCAUCAAUCCUCUGCCAUAUAUUUAAAGACUUUUUAUUGCUCAUAUUCUAGUCUAUUUAUUGUAUUAAAAUAAGUGUAAAACAUAUUACUCAAAAAAAUUAAAGCUUAAAUAUUUGAUGUUCACUUUGUAUGAGGUUUUUUGUGUAUAAUCACAAUAUUAUAGACACUAUUUAAUAUAUUAUGAUACACAACAAAGUUAUAAAAAAAUAGUCAAAUAAUUUUUUACAAGUUUAUUGUCACAUUUGUUGAGGUAGUGCGUAAUCAUGACAUGCCUAUUGUCUCCAUACUUAAAGCUAAAUUCCUACGAAAAAAAAAAAUCUCAUACUAAAUUGAACAGAUAAAUAAGAUAAUUAUAAUGAUCUCUAUGGCUUCAAGGUUAACAAAGCCAAAUCAUUUUUUUUACAUUCCUGCAUUUUGCUUUUUGACAUUUUGGCUUGGCUGAUUUUUUAUAUUUUUUUUUACAUGUAUGCGUAGUGUAAGAUGAAAAUCAUAAUAAAACUAUUUUUGUAUUCUUUGUGUGAUGUUACUACAUGAUAGUGACUUAAUAUAGUGUUUUAUAUCUAUAAUUAAACGAUUUUUUGCA